CAACGGACUUGGUUCACGGCAUCUCUGGAGACCAACCCAACAGAUUGUGCUUUCUUCUAGGGGACACCAGGUACGUGUGGCCCAUGAAGCUCUUCUACCCACUGGCCGGGCCCUGCAGGAAUCACCGCGGCAGCCCCAGCGAGCUGCAAGGCUUCCAGCAGAUCCAGCGACGGACUAGGCGACAUCGGACUAUCUUCACGGAGGAUCAGCUCCAGGCCUUGGAGACCCUUUUCCAUAAGAACCAAUAUCCAGACGUGAUCACCCGAGAACACCUAGCCAGCCAGAUCCACCUGAAGGAAGAGAGAGUUGAGGUUUGGUUUAAAAACCGCCGAGCCAAAUGGAGACAUCAAAAGAGAUCAACGGCUUCGUCAAUCAUCCUUCCUGGAGCCAAGAUUUCCUCCGAAGAGAACUGCUAA
Notechis scutatus (mainland tiger snake) is the source of this 416-nucleotide messenger RNA. RefSeq names its product goosecoid homeobox 2 (gene GSC2). The record is from RefSeq and is a predicted model, not a curated record. Gene Ontology annotation, molecular function: DNA-binding transcription factor activity, RNA polymerase II-specific; RNA polymerase II cis-regulatory region sequence-specific DNA binding. Gene Ontology annotation, biological process: regulation of transcription by RNA polymerase II. Gene Ontology annotation, cellular component: nucleus. Lineage: Eukaryota; Metazoa; Chordata; Lepidosauria; Squamata; Elapidae.